Messenger RNA from Synchytrium microbalum, 1125 nucleotides. RefSeq lists its product as uncharacterized. The record is from RefSeq and is a predicted model, not a curated record. NCBI's taxonomy places the organism in Eukaryota, Fungi, Chytridiomycota, Chytridiomycetes, Synchytriales, Synchytriaceae. The transcript has 6 exons. The coding region runs from base 1 to 1125 and encodes 374 amino acids.
AUGAACAAGAUCAUCAACCCGCUUUCGACUAUCAACGCAUUGAAUGCCAAGGUCGCAUUGGUAACUGGCUCGUCCAGGGGAAUAGGUGCUGCAAUCGCUGUGCAUCUGGCAAUCGCAGGUUGUAAUGUUGCCAUACACUACAAUUCAAACCGGGAAACUGCUCUACAAGUCAAAGACCUCUGUCUUAAAUAUGCUCCAAACGCCAAAAUUAUAGUACUAGAUGGGGACAUUGAAAAACCAGAUGAGAAUGUAUCUCUUGUUGCCAGAACCGAGGCACAAUUAGGUCCUAUAGACAUCUUGGUCUUGAAUGCAGGCAUUGGAUUCCGGGAAUCUCUCCUAGACAUCAAACUCGAGACUUUCACCAAAGUAAUGAAUGUGAAUCUCACGUCUCAAUUCACAAUCUUGCAGAAAGUAAUACCUGGAAUGAUUUCGCGUAAAUUUGGUCGAAUAGUUCUGGUGUCUUCUGUAGCUGCCUUCACCGGUGGUGUCGUUGGACCUCAUUACGCUUCAUCAAAAGCGGCUCAGAUUGGGUUAAUGCAUAGUGUCGCUGCGAAUCAUGCCAAGUUUGGAAUAACCUGCAACAUCAUCGCUCCAGCUCUAAUAGAUGGAGGAAUGAGCUUUGGAGAUCCGAAUUCGAAUGAAGUUAACAAUCUCAAGGCUCGUAUACCUGCAAACGCAUCCUCCAAAAAAAUCGCCUCCCAAAACGCAACGACCCUGCAAUACCACCUAUACGCCAUACUCCUCACAGCACUAGCCUACAUCCUAAUCCGCUUCCUCAUACGGUACUCGUCAUUCCGCUUCUCCCACAUCCUCGGAUUUGUGAUUCUCGAAGCUGUAAUAGUUGGACUGUAUACACAGCUCGUAUCGCUAUCGAAUGACUCGGGCGUUGAUUUGAGUGAUACGAAUUCGCUGGUCGCGUAUUACUUUGACGUGAUUUAUGUGUGUAUGUUUGUGCUGGUGGGGAGUGCGUGUUUGUCGGAUUGGGUUUGGUAUCUGCUUUGGGUGAUACCGCUGUUUGCGAUAUGGAAGCUCUGGGAUAAGGUGAUAAAGCCGUUCGUUAUUUCGCCAUCAGCGAAAGAGCCAGUCAAGACAAAAGGGAAGGGAGUUCGUAAACCACAACGAUAA